Messenger RNA from Penaeus monodon (black tiger shrimp), 2382 nucleotides. RefSeq names its product solute carrier family 22 member 7-like. The coding region runs from base 179 to 1069 and encodes 296 amino acids. Gene Ontology annotation, molecular function: transmembrane transporter activity. Gene Ontology annotation, cellular component: membrane. Gene Ontology annotation, biological process: transmembrane transport. Lineage: Eukaryota; Metazoa; Arthropoda; Malacostraca; Decapoda; Penaeidae. The record is from RefSeq and is a predicted model, not a curated record. The transcript is spliced from 13 exons.
UCAGCUUUGGCAGCGAGAGAAAGUACAUCCACGCUGUUUUGUACACUGGUCUGACAUGACUGGCGAUUCCGUUCGUUGACGUGCACAUUGUUAUUCUGUGGUGCUCGGGACUAUGUGUAUUGUCAGGGGAUAAAUAUCGGAUCUAAACUUCGACAGAGAUCAACUUGCCAGAUUCGCCAUGGCUCUUGACACCCUGGAGAAAGCACUGGCAGAGGUCGGCUAUGGCAGAUGGCAGAUCCCCGUGGUAAUCAUCACAGUCAUGGUGCACAUGCUGGCCCCCGUGCACUUGAUCGGGUCAACUUUACUGAAUGCACAGCCUGAUUUUCGAUGUAGGGCUGUGAGUCAGGUCGUUAACUUCACAACUUCGACCCCGAACUUCGUAUUAAGGCCAGAGGAUAACUUUGUCCCGAAUAGCACGGAUCUCGAGGAUUUCUACAACAAUGAAUGCCGCGCUUCCACCUCCUCCUCCACCUCUUCCUCCUCUCCUACCCCUGAGUGGAGAUCGACAGGACUUGCUUCGUGCCCGGAGAUCCUACAGGAUGAUUCUACGUUUUCGUCUACUGUUUCCAUGGAGUGGCAGCUGGUGUGCGAGCAGAGUUGGCUGAGGCCGCUGUUCCAGAUGGCUUAUUCAGUUGGUUCGAUGGUUGGAAGCACAGGAGGCGGCCAUGUGAGUGACAGGUACGGUCGCAAAAGGGCCAUCCAGAUAGCGUGCGGCAUCAACCUGGCAGCGAUCGUGGGUAUGUUGUUCCUGCCUUGGUACCCGGGCGUGUUGGCUGCCAGGGUCCUCUCGGGCUGUUCCAUUGGCUGCAUGAUUUUGCCGGUGUUCAGCCUCGCGUUAGAGACCACGCCCUCUCGGCACAGGACGCUGGCGGGGAUGCUCCUGGGGACCUCCUUCAGCGCGGCGGUGGUGCUGUUCGCCGGCGUCGGGUUCUUCGUCAGGACGUGGCGCUGGCUCCUCCUGGCUGGCUCGUUGCCGCUGCUCGUCGUUCUGCCUCUGGCCUUUCUUGUGGCCGAGUCUCCGCGUUGGCUCAGUCAGCAGGGCCGAGGUCACGAGCGGCGGUCAUCUUAGGUCACGCCGCCACCAGGAACCGCGUCCAGCUCUCGUCCACCCUGACCUCCGCCCUCCGUGACCUACAGGAGGAGGUCAAGGAAAAGCCCCAGAGGUCACAGGCAGCCGACAUGACCUAUGGAGAGCGAGCGCGGGCGAAAAUCCACCAGGGACUCGUGUAUUUACGUUUUCCUUCGUUGAGACGUAUUAUCUUGGCCACCACAGGUAUAUGGUACCUACAGGGCAUCCUCUACCUGGGUAUCAUCCUCAAUGCUAAUAAUUUCACAAGCAACGACCCUUAUAUCUACGUGGCCAUGUCCGGCACCAUGGACCUCAUGGCCAUCCUUCUAGCCACGCCCCUCAACAUGCGGAUGGGGCGUCGGUUUAUCGUGGGCGGCGCCCUGCUGGUGGCGGGCAUCCUCCUGCUGGUGGAUCUGGCGGUUCCCGACGAACUUUGGUGGGUACGAUGGCUCCUCGUGAUGACGUCAUUGCUCCUUAUUGCUGCCGCUUUCCAGGUGAACUUCAUGUACGUGCCGGAGCUGUACCCGACCGUGAUCAGGUCCAGGGGCUUCGCGCUGGCCAGCCUCGCCGGGAGUUUCGGCUUCCUGACGGCGCCCUUCAUCACGGACGUUCUGGCGCAGAAGGCGUGGUGGGCGGUCGGCGCCACUUUCGGCUCGGCGGGAAUCCUGGGGAGCCUGCUGGUGCCCCUCUUGCCCGAAACGAACAACAUGCCCCUCCCGGACACGCUGGAGGACGUCGAGAGGAGGCGGGAGGGCAUUACGGAGGCCAAGAGGGGCGAGGCGAGGAGUCAGGAUGAUGAGCAAGGGCGUGAGGUUGAGGAAAUGCCCGCCAUUGGUCCUGCUGAGAAGGCUUAAAUGUAAGGUUCUCGGCGUCGGGGGUAUCAGCUGAUCGUGGCGUCGGGGGCAUCAGCUGAUCGUGGCGUCGGUGAUAUCAGCUGAUCGUGGCGUCGGUGGCAUCAGCUGAUCGUGGCGUCAGUGAUAUCAGCUGAUCGUGGCGCCAGUGGCAUAAGCUGAUCGUGGCGUCAGUGGCAUCAGCUGAUCGUGGCGUCGGUGGCAUCAGCUGAUCGUGACGUCAGUGAUAUCAGCUGAUUGUGGAGUCAGUGGCAUCAGCUGAUCGUGGCGUCGGUGGCAUCAGCUGAUCGUGGCGUCGGUGGCAUCAGCUGAUCGUGGCGUCAGUGGCAUCAGCUGAUCGUGGCGUCAGUGGCAUCAGAUGAUCGUGGCGUCAGUGGCAUCAGCUGAUCGUAAACUGUGAUGUUUAUUAUUAAUCUGAUAGGUAUUUUGUUAUAUCUGAUUCAUAAAUAAAGUACAAUUGCA